Messenger RNA from Trypanosoma grayi, 393 nucleotides. RefSeq lists its product as hypothetical. The transcript has a single exon. The record is from RefSeq and is a predicted model, not a curated record. Bases 1 to 393 code for a protein of 130 amino acids. Lineage: Eukaryota; Euglenozoa; Kinetoplastea; Trypanosomatida; Trypanosomatidae.
AUGCUGCUGGUGGCAGCGCUGCUCUUCGUGUUUGGUGUGGCCGUCGCGUCGGUGCUGGUUGAGGCGUCGCAGGGCUGCCGGUGCUACGUGCACGCCAGCGUUGCUGUCGCUCUUCUCCCACUAGCGGCGCUCGUGACACUCGGCUUCGGCCUGCUUGCGCAGAAAUUGGUGGAGUACAUCCACGAUGUGGCGCAGAGCGGCGUGCUGCCCCCGUUCCUCUCCUACGCGGCGCUGCGAGCGCGGCCCAUCGAGGGCCAGUCGGUGACGCUCCUCGACAUUCAGCUCGUUGCAAUCCUGCUGCUGCUGAGCUACGCAGCAACAGUGGUACUGCGACGUUUAGUGGAUAUUGUGCGCUUGCUGAAAAUAUCGCGCCGGCGUCUCGUCAUGAAGUAA